AUGGCGACAAGAGAGUACAAGUGCGGCGUCCUCGGUGCGACGGGCUCCGUUGGUCAACGCUUUAUCCUGCUACUACAAGAUCAUCCCUUCCUAAAGCUCGUCGCUGUCGGUGCCUCUUCGCAAUCGGCUGGCAAGAAGUACCGCGAUGCCGUCAAGUGGAAGCAGUCAAAGCCCAUGGGGCCGGUGGGAGAUCUGGUGGUCAAGACAUGCGUAUCAGGGGAAUUUAAAGAUUGCGAUAUUGUCUUCAGUGGACUGGAUGCCAGCAUAGCUGGUGAAACAGGCUUUAUUGCUGACCAAAUCUGUCAUGCAGAAAUGGACUUCCUCAAGGCCGAUAUUGCCGUCUUCUCCAACGCAAAGAACUACCGUCGCGACCCGAUCGUGCCCUUGGUCGUGCCCACCGUCAACCUCAACCACCUGGCCAUGAUCCCACACCAGCGCAAGCAUCACCAGCUGCAGAAGGGUUUCCUCGUCUGCAAUAGCAACUGCGCCGUCAUCGGGCUCGUCAUCCCCUUCGCCGCGAUGCAGCGCGUCUUCGGCGCCAUCGACACCGUCUCCGUCGUCACUAUGCAGGCCGUGUCCGGCGGUGGCUUUUCUGGCGUCAGCAGCAUGGACAUCAUCGACAACGUCGUCCCCUUCAUAUCCGGCGAGGAGGACAAGCUCGAGACGGAGGCGCAGAAGAUCCUGGGCGGCAUCAACGCCGAGGCCACCGCCUUCGAGGAGCUCAAGAGCAUGCGCGUCAGCGCCGCCUGCAACCGCGUGCCCGUCCUCGACGGCCACACGGCCUGCGUGUCGCUGCGCUUCGCCAAGCGGCCGCCCCCCAGCGCCGAGCAGGUCAAGGAGGCGAUGAGGAACUACGUCAGCGACGUGGAAAAGCUGGGCUGUCCGUCGGCGCCGCAGCCCAGCAUCCUAGUGUUCGACGAGCCGGACAGGCCGCAGCCUAGGCUGGACAGGGAGCUGUCGAGGGGAUACACGGUGAGCGUGGGCCGGGUGAGAGAGGACGAGAGCGGAAUCUUUGACAUCAAGUUCGUGGCUCUGAGCCAUAACACCGUGAUUGGAGCUGCUGGCUCCUCGAUAUUGAACGCCGAAGCGGCCGUUCUACAGAAGUUCAUCUAA
This is a messenger RNA of Phaeoacremonium minimum UCRPA7, 1113 nucleotides long. RefSeq names its product putative aspartate-semialdehyde dehydrogenase protein. The transcript has 4 exons. Bases 1 to 1113 code for a protein of 370 amino acids. Gene Ontology annotation, biological process: L-threonine biosynthetic process. Lineage: Eukaryota; Fungi; Ascomycota; Sordariomycetes; Togniniales; Togniniaceae. Gene Ontology annotation, molecular function: NADP binding; aspartate-semialdehyde dehydrogenase (NADP+) activity; protein dimerization activity. The record is from RefSeq and is a predicted model, not a curated record.